Messenger RNA from Oreochromis aureus, 2890 nucleotides. It is a transcript of the gene ppm1na, whose product is annotated as protein phosphatase, Mg2+/Mn2+ dependent, 1Na (putative). Gene Ontology annotation, biological process: protein dephosphorylation; negative regulation of canonical NF-kappaB signal transduction; positive regulation of canonical Wnt signaling pathway. Gene Ontology annotation, cellular component: nucleus; cytosol. Lineage: Eukaryota; Metazoa; Chordata; Actinopteri; Cichliformes; Cichlidae. Gene Ontology annotation, molecular function: magnesium ion binding; manganese ion binding; protein serine/threonine phosphatase activity. The record is from RefSeq and is a predicted model, not a curated record. Bases 127 to 1434 code for a protein of 435 amino acids. The transcript is spliced from 6 exons.
GAGGGUUAUAACCUAACUGUUGCACUGGACCUGUUGAGAAAAACACAGGGGCGGAGGAGGGGCACCCGGAGGAGACGAGGUGCCGCCAAGUCGAGCAGGAAGCUUGAGCACAGACUCCGUGGAGUGAUGAGGACGGCCCGGCGGGCGAGCAACGUGGAGGUUCCCUCCUUCCUCCGACAGCUGGUGAAAGAGACAGAGAAGAUGGUCACCUUCUUCUUCAAAGGAGGAUCCCGGGAGACAGGGCCUGGGGAGGAGGACAACUUGGAUGAAGAUGACGCACUACCCAGCCCAUACUUGGAGCAUCCCAUUUUGGAAAAGUAUGUGUCUGAGGGGGGAUCUCAUGUGGGGUUGAACUAUGCUGUGGCAAGCAUGCAGGGGUGGAGGGCUCAGAUGGAGGAUGCCCACGCCUGUAUGCCCCAGCUGAGAGCAGAGUUGCGAGAGUGGGGUUACUUUGCUGUUUUUGAUGGACACGCAGGCACCACAGUGGCACAGUAUUGUGCCAGACACCUGCUGGAUCACAUCCUGGCUGCAGGUGGGAUUAAAACAAACGAGGAUCCUGAGCAAGUAAAGGAAGGGAUACGCGAAGGCUUCCUAGACAUUGAUCGUCAUAUGCACAAACUGGCUCGUCAGGACAACUGGGACAGAAGUGGCUCCACUGCAGCAAGUGUGCUGAUUUCUCCGCGCCACAUUUACUUUAUCAACUGCGGAGACUCCCGCACUCUGCUCUGCCAUGACGGCCAGGUGGUCUUCUACACCGAAGAUCACAAGCCGUUCAACCCCAGAGAAAAGGAGCGGAUCCAGAACGCCGGAGGCUCGGUGACCCUGCAGAGAAUCAACGGCUCGCUGGCUGUUUCCAGGGCACUGGGAGACUUUGACUUCAAGGAGGUGGACUGGAGGUCGCAGACGGAGCAACUCGUGUCUCCGGAGCCAGAGGUCUACGAGCUGGAGAGGACGCCUGAAGACGAGUUCUUAAUUCUAGCUUGCGACGGUGUGUGGGAUGCCAUUGGAAAUGAAGAACUGUGUGCUUUUGUACGCAACCGUCUGCAGGUGUGCGAUGACCUGAGAGAGAUUUGUACCCAAGUCAUUGACCUCUGCCUCUAUAAGGGCAGCUUGGAUAACAUCAGCAUCAUCAUUGUCUGCUUCCCCGGCGCCCCCCAGGUGUCACAGGAGGCACUGCAACAAGAGGCAGAGCUUGAACAACAAAUUGAUAUGAAAGUGGAAGAAAUUAUCCAGGCGAUGAGGUCCAGAGAUGAGGACCCUGACCUUCUAUAUGUGAUCAAAUUCCUAGCAGCAGAAGAGAUGCCGGGACUGCCCCCAGGAGGAGGAAUCACCAGCAAGCGAGACUGUAUCAUCUCAGCGUACCAGAAACACAUCAUGGCUCUAAGGACUCAGGAGCCUAUGGACAUUGAAGGAUCAGAGGAAGAUUCAAACUAAAGCCAUGAAGAAUCAACACCAUGAAGAAAGCUUAGACACUUCUUAGAUGUGGACCACACUAAGCAAAAUUCUUUAAGUAACUUUUUUGGGUAUAGGGUAUUGUUCUUUUGGGGUAUAGCCACACAUACUUGCUUUCUGGUCAAAUCAAAUUAAAUAUGGAGGAACUAAAUGAUACAUCCACUGCAUGUGUUUUUAUUUAUCUUUUUAUCCUAUUAAUGUGCAAACGUCUUGAGCACCCCCGUGGUCUUAAGCAAUAGUCCUCUGGGCUUUCUGGAGAUCUUUCAAAGCUUUUAUUUGAACAUUGGCUGCUUUUCACAGUUUCUCGGUCCAGCCCUUUCAUGGCUGUUUGUUAAGCCACUUAACACUGACCUAUGAAUCAUUCAAGCAUAAAAAAGGUCGCCUAACCUAAGGAAACAGUGUUGUCGCUACACACAAGAACUUAGCAAAAAACAAUUUUAAAAUUGUGUCAGUAGGCAACUCCACAUAAUUUCUUCCCAUUUCUUUACUUGAAUCUAUAGAAAAUACUAAAGAUACCACAGUUUGACAGGCAAAAUAGUAUUUUUGCAGCAACAAUGUGAUUCAUAAAGAGUUGCUGGCAUAUCUUAGCACAGAGAGCUCUGUUUCUCUAAAGGUUUGAUGGAUCUGGACAACUGUGGAGGACAAAAGAAAAAGUGGCAACGCCUAUAAGAAAAAUUAUCUACAGCAGAUAAACAGUAUCUGGAAUUUACAUCCUUAACAAAUAAGAAAAAGUCCACCAGGAUCUGAGAGACACAUCUGGUACUUGAGUUAAUCCAUCUACUGUCGCCAAAGACUUAUCAGAAAUGGUCUCAGUGGAAGGUCGGCCCUGAAGAAGCCAUUUAUAGGAAAAGGCUGAGGUAUGCCAAAUGACACAAGAACUGGAAGGAAUCAGCUCUUACAGAGUGAUGAAUCCAAAUUUGAAAUUUCUGGUUCAAAUUACAACAGUAUGCUUAGAAUGUGUCAGGAGAGAGAUACAACAGUGACUGUCAACCAUUAGUAAAGCACAGUGGAGGCUCUGGGGAUUGUUUCAAAAUUGAUGGAAUUAUGAACGCAGAAAAUUACCAUCAGAUUAUGCUUCACCGUGCAAUACCAUCUGGAAAGUGUAUGAUUGGCAACGUUUUCCAAUGAUCCCCAAAACACUGCCAAUGGCCAGUGGACAGAAGAACACACAGUGGAUGAGUGUCAGUCAUAGACUGGCCUCAUGGACUCCAAGAUUAUUGAGCAGUGUGGGAUCAUCUUGACAGAACAAAAGGCAGUCGAGGUCCAAAGAAGAGCUUUGAAUGUCCUUCAAGUCUGCAGAACUAUUUCUGAAGACGACUUAAAGAAAUCAAAAGAAUGCUUGACUAAAAGAGUUCAUGUGUAAAAGGGGGUCAUACCAAAUGUUGACUAUCAAGCUUGUUAGAAUGAACUGUGUUUUUGCCUUACAUCAAUAUUUGUA